Molecule: messenger RNA, 801 nt
Organism: Truncatella angustata
Lineage: Eukaryota; Fungi; Ascomycota; Sordariomycetes; Amphisphaeriales; Sporocadaceae
Exons: 1
Coding region: 1-801 (266 amino acids)
Molecular function (GO): protein binding
Source: RefSeq, a predicted model, not a curated record
AUGGAGGAUGAACGGCGACCGGAGUUCCGUCGACAUCAAACAAUACAUAUUCCAGAUAUUCCUGAAGACUUCGACAAAGGUAUAGGGACAGAAAAGCAUGAUGCUGUCAUGUCCAUGCUAGGUCGAGUUUAUCUAGAUGAACAUCGGUUAGAGCAGGCCGAACAGUUAUUUGUAUUGGCAGUAAUGACUGGCAAAAGAACACUCGGGGCGGAUCAUCCUCAUACGCUAGGCAGUAUGCACGACUUGGCAUUAAAAAUUAAAGACCAACAACAGUGGGAGGAGGCCGAGCAAUUGUUUAUACAAGUGAUAGAAACGAAUAAAACGAAGCUCGGGGGGGAUCAUCCUCGUACGUUAAUCAGUAUGCAUUGCUUGGCACUAACGCUUAUGAACCAGCAACGGUUGGAGGAGGCCGAGCAAUUAUUUACACAAGUGAUUGAAACGAGUAGAACUAAGCUCGGGGCGGAUCAUCCUCAUACGUUAAACAGCAUAAACUACUUAGCGUCGACGCUUUUACGCCAAGGAAGAUGGGAGAAGGCCGAGCAAUUGUGCAUACAAGUGAUGGAAACGAGUAAAGCGAAUCUCGGGCCGAAUCAUACUCUUACGUUAAGCAGUAUGGUCAACUUGAGUAUCGUUUGGGAACAUCAAAACCGGACUACUGAGGCUAUCGAAUUGAUUACUCAGUAUAUACAGGCGCGUAAUCGGGUUUUUGGAGCUGAAUAUCCGCAUACUACAUUAAUACUCUCUAUAUUGCAGGAUUGGCAAGCGAAAGAGCUAUAUAACCAUAAAUAUAUCGAAACAUAG